Phlebotomus argentipes is the source of this 775-nucleotide messenger RNA. RefSeq names its product probable nuclear transport factor 2. The coding region runs from base 21 to 413 and encodes 130 amino acids. NCBI's taxonomy places the organism in Eukaryota, Metazoa, Arthropoda, Insecta, Diptera, Psychodidae. Gene Ontology annotation, cellular component: nuclear pore central transport channel. The record is from RefSeq and is a predicted model, not a curated record. The transcript has 3 exons. Gene Ontology annotation, biological process: protein import into nucleus.
AGCGGUUAGUUAGUGAAGAAAUGGCUCUGAAUCCGCAAUACGAGGACAUUGGCAAAGGAUUUGUGGAACAGUACUAUCUACUAUUCGACAAUCCCAACUCGAGAUCCGGACUAGUCAAUUUUUACAAUGCCGAGACGUCUUUCAUGACCUUCGAGGGUCAACAAAUUCAGGGAUCUAUGAAGAUUCUGGAAAAACUCCAGGGUCUGACGUUUCAGAAAAUCAACAGAAUCAUCACUUCCGUGGACUCGCAGCCGAUGUUCGACGGCGGUGUUCUGAUCAAUGUACUGGGACGCCUACAGUGUGAUGACGAUCCACCUCAUGCCUACAACCAAAUUUUCGUCCUCAAGCCAGUGGCGAACUCAUUUUACUGUGCCCACGACAUUUUCCGCUUGAAUAUUCACGAUACGGCCUAGGAUGUGGUAAUCCAACACAAUCUCAUCAGUUCUCAGCUGAAAUAAAUGAGGAUCCAUUCAACUUGAGUUACAUAUUUUACCCAUGAGCUUGAGACCAGAAGAAGUCACUCUAAAACACAAUAAUUUGCUUUAAAAAUCAUGAAAUUUCAUCAGAAAUACUUUUGUGGUUGGCUUUUGAUGAAAUCUCAUGCAAAUAUGAUGUCCAGAUAUAAAAUAUGAUGUUAAUUCUUGGUAUAAAAUCUCUCUCAAUUCUAUGAUUGUGUCACGCAUAAACUCAAUUUUAUCAUGAUUAAUUAAGUCAUUGAAUUUUUUAAUACAGAAAAGAUAUCUUUAACAUUUUGAACUGAAUAAACGAAAUGGAA